UCCUGCUAGCGGCAGAGCGGCAACUCAGUAACUUGCAGUCAGUCCGUCAGCCGGAGAAGCAGCAACCUGAUGAGAACUAGCAAGAAAACCUCCUCAAGUGAAAGCCAAAUGCACGUCUGUGAUCUUGGAGUGGAAGACCCAUGCUAUCUCCCCCCUGUGCUGUCAUAUUAGGCCUAUACAUACUGUGGAUCACCAUGGCUCAGGUGGCUGGCCAAGAGGACAGAGAGAAAACUACUGCACUCAAAGAUUUGCUGUCAAGAAUAGACCUAGAUGAACUGAUGAAGAAAGAUGAACCCCCGCUCAAUUUCCCCAAAACACUGGAGGAGUUCGAGUAUGCCUUCAACGAAUAUGGCCAGCUUAGGCACAUAAAGACAGGCGAGGCCUUUGUCUUCAAUGCCAGAGAGGACCUCCACCGCUGGAACCAGAAACGCUAUGAAGCCCUUGGAGAGAUCAUCACUCAGUAUGUUUAUGAGCUGUUGGAGAAAAAGUGCAACAUGACUAAAGAAAUCCUGCCAGUGGAUGCUUCAGAAGACGAGCCCACAAGUUUUAUCUACCUGAGCUCAGAUGCCCUGUCUAACCCGUCCAAGCUGCUGGUGCUCAUCCAGGGCAGUGGGGUGGUGCGGGCUGGACAGUGGGCCCGCAGACUCAUCAUCAACCAGGACCUGGACUCAGGGACACAGAUCCCCUAUAUCACCAGAGCCAUGGAGGAGGGCUACGGCGUGAUGGUGCUGAACCCCAACGAGAACUACUUGGAGGUGGAAAAGCCAGCCAAGUCCUCUCCACUGCCCUCUCCUCCUGAACCCUUGGAUGAACCCGCCGAAAAGAGGGAGCGCAAAGACGACAAAGAGGGCAAGAAGAAGAGAGAAUUCUACGAGAAGUACCGCAACCCACAGAAGGAGCGAGAGACCGAGCGGAUCCCCAUACGGGAAAAUGCUUCCUCUGAGGAACACGUGCUAUACGUGUGGGACCACUUUGUGUCCAAAGCUGCAGCCAAGAAUGUCUUCAUCAUGGCUCACAGCUAUGGAGGGCUGUCUUUCGUUGAGCUGAUGAAUCAGAGGGAAGCACAAGUGAAGAACAGAGUGUGCGCUGUGGCUCUGACUGACUCAGCUCACAACAUCUGGCUGCAGGAGACCAGCAGAGGAACGCAGGACUGGAUGCAGCAGUGCUGUUGUAACUGGGUGUCAAGUCCAGAGCCUCUGGACACACCGCUGGAGCCCAUGCUGCCUGACUGCCCUCGUGUCUCAGCAGGCACAGAGAGGCAUGAGCUGACCUCCUGGACAAGCUUCGAAUCCAUCUUUAGGUUCUUCAGCGAGGCCCUGGAGGCAGAGGAGGACGAGGAGGCGGAAACCUCCAACACUGUCACCACACGCAGCAGCUCCCUCAAAAACAAACACCAAGACUUAUAGAGGAGCCACAACAAAUGACUUGGAGCAAGGGGGAGGGGGGGAGCUGGGGGUGGAGGGGUGUAAAGGGAGGCUAAUGUUCCAGAUCCUCUCUGCCUGCCUCCCCCCCUUCCCUCCCUCCAUCUUUCCUUCCUCGCUCUCUUCCCCGAGUGUCAUUUCUCCCUUCCGGCCUUCACUAUCUCUCUCCCCGCGCUGCACAUAGCGUUGUUGUCAUAAGAAACAGAAGUGUGGGGUCACCGUGUAUACAUCACAAUAACGUUUUGCAUUACUUCUAGAUGAGUGCAACUGUCAAAGCAAUAUGGGCCUGAGUGUUAGCGCUUCCCGUGGGCUGUGGCCUGGCUGCGGGUAUGGGCCACGGCAGCAGAGAUUAAGGCUGACAGGCGCUGUGCACAGUGCGCUGUGGUGCACCUCUAAUUGUCCUGACACCGGCCUGAACUGAGCUAAUGCCCCGCCAGCCCUCUAGUCUACACUGUUCAGCCCCCCCCCCACCCCCCUCGCCUUCCCUCCCCCGGUCCUAAAGCCUGGACUGUUUACUGCUAAAUAAGCUCACAGUGUAUGGCAUCUCCUGCUAUGAUUUAAUAUAGCUUCUGCUUACUCCUUACCUAUCAUGUAUUUUCCCUUCUUUUUUGCAGUUGCUGCCCACUACAAAUGUCUUUAAUAAGAGUAAACACACACUGUUAACAGGUCACUAUUGUUUUUUUUUUUUUCCCUUUUGUUUUGUUUUUUUGUUUUUUAACAAAGGGUGUUGUUCUUAUGGCUUCUUGUUCACUCUCUAACUCCUCCGCACCUGCAGUCAGUCCUUUAAAACGUGACUUCUUUCAUUCAGCUUUGUGUAAAAUGUGGUUCUAUAAACCACACCAUGCAAUUCUGGGUUUGCAAUGGCCAUAGUAAGACUUUUUUUUUUCUUUCUCAACUUUAAUCUAAAUUUUAAUACAACAUCUCUCUCUCUCUCUCUCUCUCUCUCUCUCUCUCUCUCCUCUCUCUCUCUCUCUGACACACAAUAUUUUAUUCUGUAUAUUAAGCCUAUGCUUCCCAGAGUUAUAGGUGUUUACAUUAGAAUCUCUCUCUGUGUUUGAUUUGCAAAACUGUGGAGAGAGUCCACCUCUUUGUUUUUAUUAUAACUGUUUUUUGUUUUUUUUUUCUAUUUGAUAUCCUUAAAAUUGAUGUCUCCAGAUGACUGAAUGUGAUGAAACAAAUAAAGCAAACACAACCUGUGCUGAAUAUGGAAAAUUCAGGACACUGAGCGGAUUUAAAAUCACUUAAAGUCAAGCAUCAAAAUGAGUUUGAGGGAUAUCUCAUUUUAACAGGAGCCAGAAGUCAGCUCACAACACUCAUAAAGACUCAAUAUAUCGCCUUACACAUGUCAGGAAAUCCAAGAUUUCAAUAUUAUCCUAAGCCUGAAUGAUAUUUCCUUAGAUGUUGGGGAAAUGUAACAUCUAUUUUUUUCUCCUUUUUUCCUCUUCCACCAAAGUACUCUUCUUGAGUGUGUACUUAGAAGUGACAAAGUCAGCUCCCUGCUCCACUGUGCAUAAUCUGACUGUGUGACACAAACAUGAUAAAAAUGUUUCCACAACGCUGGUGUGAGUUAUAAACCACUCAAGGCUUAAUGGAAUACAUUUCUAAUGUGUCGUGACAUUAGUGAAAACUCAAACCAGAUACUAAAUCCUACGAUAUCUUAGAAACCUCCUCAAACAUUUACUUUUACCUUCACAUGUAGCCUAUACUUGUGGACUGUUUUUUUUUUUUU
Messenger RNA from Myripristis murdjan (pinecone soldierfish), 3150 nucleotides. RefSeq names its product ARB2 cotranscriptional regulator A (gene arb2a). Gene Ontology annotation, biological process: regulatory ncRNA-mediated heterochromatin formation. Gene Ontology annotation, molecular function: siRNA binding. The record is from RefSeq and is a predicted model, not a curated record. Bases 141 to 1406 code for a protein of 421 amino acids. Lineage: Eukaryota; Metazoa; Chordata; Actinopteri; Holocentriformes; Holocentridae. The transcript is spliced from 11 exons. Gene Ontology annotation, cellular component: nucleus.